GAAGAAGAAGAAGAAGGAGGAGGAGGAGGAGGAGGAGCCUGUGAAAGAGUUCUGUCCUCACUGGUUCCUGUUUCCUAACUAACAUCUUGAAUCACGUGUUUCAGGUGUGAACUCAGAGCAGAGGUGUUGUCCACCAUGAUGCGGAGUCUGAAGAGCGUCAGGCACCUGAACUCCAGCACUGUCAAACAAGCAGUGUCGGAGCUCUCUAUUCCAGUCCCAUGGGGAGAGAUCAGAGGAAAAGUCUGGGGUCCGGAUCACGGGCGUCCUGUGAUGUGUGUGCACGGCUGGGCUGACAACUGUGGAACAUUUAACUCCCUCAUCCCCCUGCUGCCCAAAGAGUACAGAUACGUGGCGUUGGACCUCCCAGGUCACGGUCUGUCCUCACAUCGUCCUCCUGAAGCUUUCUACUCCUUUCCCUUGUAUCUGAUGGACGUACGCAGAGUCGCUGACGCUCUGCAGUGGAACAGAUUCUCCAUCAUAGGCCACAGUAUGGGUGGUAACAUUGCUGGAUUGUUCAGCGCUCUGUAUCCUGAGAAGGUGGAUGCUAUCGUACUUCUGGACUCAUAUGGAUUUUUACCUACAGAUUUGAAAGAAAUUCCAGAAGUGAUCCGACAGGGCCUGGAUGAGAUGCUUCAGUUUGAAGCAAAGGCAGAAGAAAGGGGGAGACGAGUUUACACUUAUGAGAAGGCAGCUGAGAGGCUCUUGGCUGCCAACCCGACUCUGUCUGAACAGUCUGUGCGCAUCCUUUUAGAGCGAGGUCUCGAUCAAGUAGACGGAGGAGUUGCAUUCACUCGAGACUUUCGUCUGAAUCUGAAAAACAUUGUGCGCACCACUUUGGAGCAGUGUCUUGAGUUCCAGAAGAGGAUAACAGCCUCCACCCUCGUUAUUCUAGCAGAGGACGGCUUUGAGAAGGUGUUUGCUGAACGAGAUGGAAAGAAAGCUUCGUCAGCUCUUGUGCAGGCCUAUAGGGACAGAAAUCAAAGCGUAGUGAAAGUACCUGGUGAUCAUCACAUCCACUUGAAUGAUGCUGAGGUCGUCGCUCCACUGGUGUCGGACUUCCUGCAGACCCAUGUGUGUGCGCAGUCGGACAGACUGACAGAUCUACCGACGUCUAAGUUAUAGGAAACACAUAAAAAAAAAACUACUAACUUAGCCAGCGCAGUCAGUCAUCCACUGUUUUAUAAAUGUUUUAUGGGCAUUUUUACGUCAUUUUAUUUAUACUAUAGUGUUUUAAUUUAACCUUUCUGGCACAUGUGAUUUUAAAUAUUUUAAUAUAUAUAUAUAUAAAUAUAUAUAUAUAUAUAGAGAGAGAUUUAUUCUAAUGAUGGUGGAAAUUUUCAACACCAAGUUCUUGUUAAACUCUAGUUCAUCUGUAAACUACUGAAGGAGGGGAUCAAUGAAAUGCAGCGUCAAUGUGUUUUUGAUACAGUUUGUAUUUUUGUACUCACUGAUCAAGUGAAUAAUCUUGUUCAUGAUUCCAUCCAAUGAAUCACGUCUGCAUCAGAGGUCAACAGCAGGUUUUAAUGCAGUUCUUUGUGUAUUUGUAUUUAAACGGUAGAAUAACACCUUUAACCCAACAAUGCUCUGAAUCUUCUUGUUAUUUACAGUUUGAAAGGAGGAGCACAGUUGCGUAAAUGCCUUGAAGCCGUUUGCCUCUGCCGACCAGUCGAGUGACAGUUUACAUCCGUGAUUGUCCACACUAACAAAAUAAAUGCUUUGAAAACAUU
Molecule: messenger RNA, 1727 nt
Organism: Platichthys flesus (European flounder)
Lineage: Eukaryota; Metazoa; Chordata; Actinopteri; Pleuronectiformes; Pleuronectidae
Product: serine hydrolase-like protein
Exons: 12
Coding region: 136-1122 (328 amino acids)
Source: RefSeq, a predicted model, not a curated record